Messenger RNA from Homarus americanus (American lobster), 4360 nucleotides. RefSeq lists its product as uncharacterized. NCBI's taxonomy places the organism in Eukaryota, Metazoa, Arthropoda, Malacostraca, Decapoda, Nephropidae. The transcript has 5 exons. The record is from RefSeq and is a predicted model, not a curated record. Bases 449 to 1522 code for a protein of 357 amino acids.
CUCGAACACCCAGUCUAUUAGAGAACACGGGAAGUGCCUCACACACUCCCUGCUGCUCCUCGGUCUCUGUCUCUUUGUACAUAUUUGUCGGGAAUAUAAUUUUCUCGGUCUCAUUUAUCACCAUGAUGAUUAGAAGACUUACGACAUUGUCCUUGUUGGCAUCAAUAAACAAGAUUGCUCCUGCUUGAAUUAGUUUUCAUCUUUAUUGUUUUUCAUUUUUGUACAUAGCUUUUGUCAAAUGAUUAGGACAUGUUCUUAAGAUAUUGGACCUUGUUUGAAAUUAUUGUUAUAACUACAUAGUACAGUACAGUACUGUACUCUACUUUACUUGGUUUGUGACUUUUAGUGUACAAAGAACUACAGUAGUUUGUCAGUGCCAAAUUAGUUUAAUUUCAACUUACUUUUUUUGUGGAUUCACCUUAUAUUAAAAUUGUAAAACCUAGUCACCAUGGAAGAUUCCAGUGUUACCGGAAUUGAAUCAUCAAGUGGAGUCUUUGGUAUCCCGAAGUGGAUGAUGAAGAAAGGAAUGAGAUAUGAGGUAGAUGACUUCAUAGUAUCACCCCCGUCCAAUGAGGAGGGGGGUUUCUUUCACCUACGCUACGGACGAAUGCCAAGUUCACGGACGCGCUCAUCCAUCCAUGACAGUGCCAACCAGGAAAUGGCCAUGACUGUUGAGGUUAGAGAUGGUGACACUGUCAUUACGGGCAUGAGCUCAUCUGAACACCUGGGCAACAUCGAUCCGUCUACUCUUGUCAUCACUGCAAGUGGUCUUUCUACUCCGACCACACCAGUUUCAUCUCCUGAAGUCAUUCCUGAAAAUCAAGCAGUUCAACCACUUCUUGUUUUGAACUUAAGAGAUUCUAAGUCUGCUGCUAUAGAUGAAGCAAGCAAAGCCAGUGCUGACUCUGCAAACACAAAACUUCUGGUCUUAUCAGAAGAUCUUCCAUUAAGUGGCUCCCAUGCUUCAAUAGAGGAAAGAUUUCAGGAAGUUUUGCUUUCAGAAGCAGGUUCCUCUCAAAUCAAGAGCAGGCCAGAACCUUCAGAAGCAGGUUCUUCUUCUCAAAUCAAGACCAGGCCAGAACUGGCAAUGAGAAUCAACCUUGUGGAGAAGGUUCAGACAGUUCCCAUCAUAACCUCACCAGAAAAAAAUCUUGGUAUUACAUCAUUGACUCCACUACCCAGUCCUUUAACCACUCCACAGACAUCACCUCAUGCCCAGCGCAAAGUUAUGGGUGUAGUAAUGGAAAGAACUAACAAGAGCACUUCUCAUAGCUAUUUCUGCACAAAGCCAUUCCAGGGUAAUCAGCAACAAAUUUCCAGCACAAAACCAGGCAUGUCACAAGAAGCUGGACAAGUUUCUCUCUCUUCGUCAUCUUCAGUAAUGACUCAGCAGCUUGAAGAUAGAACAAAAGCAUCUCAGUCAUUAGAGUCUGAUACAAAGCUUUCAGCUGGUAAACGUCGGCAAAAGCCAAAACCAUCAUCACUAAGAGAGAUGAAUUUUUGGGCCCCAACAUCUAUGUAAUUCUCAUCUUACAUUUUGUCAGAAGAAAUAUUUCUCUGGUUGUUCCUUGAUUUAUAAUGAAGUUAGUUUUUUUCAGCAAGCAUUGGAAUUUUGAAUUAGAUAUAUUCAUUUGGACCAAAAUUGAAGACUAAUUUACGACUCGUUCUCAGUUGCACCAAGUGGAGUUUAACAGGUAUUUCAAUAAUUAAUCAGCCAUCAGAUAUGUUUUUAGAUAAGGAGUGUAUGAUGGCUUUGUAUCAUCUUAGUAAAAUCACAAAAAUAAAUUUGGGUUUGGAUAUUCAUUUGGAGUCGUCAAUGUUUAGAUAUUACAGAUUUAUUGUGGUUCAUGAGGAAAAUUGGUGCUUAAUGUUGUAUUAAUUCAAAAUGACUUGUGGAAUCAUACUGAUUAUUUGAAGACUGAAAAUGUUUGCAAAACUAAUGGGAAGGUUAUAAAAUUUUAUGGUUAUAAUAAGUAAGUGUAUCUAAAUAUAUUUGUGUACAUAUAUGAAUUUAUAGUUGGACUUGUUACUCUUUCAGUUAUAAAGUAGUUAGAGGUAACCUUUUAAGGGAUCCUGGACUAUAGUUAAGAUAAUAGUUGAAAAUCUAUCACCAUAGCAAAAGAUGAAAUGAUUGAUGCUAGAUUCUUUCAUGAAAUUUUGCAAAUUAAAUUUAUUUUUUAGAUAAUGAAUCAAAAACUUAAAAACAGUAGACUAAACCAAUCAGCUGAGUACAUGUACACCAACAUAGCAAUGUCUGCUGUAUAUCUGUACUUUUGAAAAUAGUUAUGACACAAAAUGAUUUCCAAUUCUGCUUUAUUCUUCAUUUUUCUACUGUUUGUAUGUCUGAGACGUAGGAACUAUCGACAUGUGGAAAUACUAUACCAAGGUUUCCUCAACAGAUUAAUUAUUGAAGUGAGUUGAGAGAAUAAUCAGUAGUUAGAAGAGUUUGCCCAAACCUAGUUAACCAUGGCUGGUAGAAUGUCCAUCAAGAAGAAAUUUUUGCUUUUAGCAACUACAGCCUUUGUGACAAAAGGUAUUAAUUUUUGACAAACUUUUCGGUUUAUUUCCAAAAUUACUAUUAUUAUUAUUGUUUUCUCAGUAUAUUAAGUUUUAUUGAUAAAUUUUUAGCCCAUCAUGAAAAUAUAGUCACUGUUUUCAUGUUACAGUACCACCACACACUUUGGCUUUCUCCUCCGUGUUAUCUCAUGUUACAUGUAAGUGUAUCCUUCCACCUCAUGUUCAGCCUUAUUUUACAACUGUGUCCUAUCUUAAAUUCAUUUCUGCCUUUCUAGAUAAAAUUUCUGGCUGUACCUGUGCUUAUUUAGGAUUUUAUUUUUAUCCUACAUGAAUAAUUUUCACAAUCACACACUCAAGUUAACAGGAAUCAAAUUUCACAUUCCCACAAAAAAAGAGAAAAAAGAAUUCUGUACAUAAUAAUCUGAGUUUAAAAUUUUAAAUUUUAAAUGUUUGGAAUCAUUGGUAUAGGAUUGAAUGACAAUAAUUUUUGUGCAAAAAAGACUGGAGUCUUUCAUGUUUUAUAAUAAUUUACAAUACUUGCACAUAUACUGUAGUCAGAAAGCAUUGUGAAAAUUAUCUGCAUUCAUAUUUUUUCUUCGUUUCACUUUACUUCUUAAAUAUGGAAAAUUUUCAAUAGUUUUCAAGGUACUGUACAGUAUUUACAGACAUCAAUUAUUUUCUUGAUUAUAAUACAUUGCAGUUGAGACAACUAAUUGCAAAAUUCACUGAUUGAAGUUGAGGGUACCUGAAGGCGAUAACCAUUCUUAAGUUAUAUUAAAACCAAUACUGUAUUGUACAUGAUAGAGUUAACCCUCUCGUGCACCAUGACGUGAAUCAUGGAAAUUGCAUCAUUGAACUAAAAAUUUGCCCCCAAAAAGUUUUCAAGAUACAGUAAUUGCAUCAUAGUUGAAUGUAUGAUCUUGCAAGUGAAGCUUCCAGGAAGUACCAAAAGGCUGGUGAAAUUCCGCUGUUCAUCAGUUUCCUCCUGUCAGCUGUGCUUGUAGGUUGCAUUUGUCUAUUUAUUUCCUCUCCCACCCUCCCCAUAAUUAGUUGUAUCAAAAUUCCAAAGCCACCAUUGGAAAUUUCAUAAAAUUAUUCUUCUAUAACUAUAAAGUACUAUACCUUGGUAUGUUUGUGAGAAAAUAUCCAAGAUAUGAUAAUGGGAACAAAUAUUUUUUCUUCUUUAUUCAGAGUGAAAAAUAUAGCUUUAUUCUCACCUUAUUUAUUUAUUUUUCUGAUUAUGUUAAAGCUAAAACAAUAAUGAAGCCAGUGAUGUAUAAGCCAUGCAAAAAAACAAAUAUUGUUGGAUAAAUUAGCUGCAGAACAAAGAUGACCAGCAGACCUUACAUGAGUGGUUACAUGAAUUUUGCUGUGGUUAUGGAAACUUAAAAAUGUAUUGUGUGCACGAGGGGGUUAACAAGGAUCAAUUGUGUGGAUCAUUCGUUUUGACUUGGACUGUUUAGUGACUUGUAUGAAGUCAGUGAUGCAAUUCAUCUUGGUUGGCAGUGUUUAAUGAAAACGCCUAGAUGAAUUGACAUGAAAGCUUAGGUUAUUUGCUGUUUUUGCCAUAUUUAUGGGGAAUUUGCAUUUAAUGCUUGCAAUUUGUCAGACCUUUGACCACUCUCCUAGGAUUUUUGUGUAUCUUUUGUUUAAGAUUUCAAUUGGAUGUAAAGUAGUAGUAUUGAACAGAUUUUUUUUUAUUAUAUUUUGGGUAAUGUAUACAUCUUGAAAAGGGCUUUGGUUGUCUUGUCUAUAUAUUAUAUCAUAUCUGGUUCUGAUGUCUUAAUGCAUGAUGAUAAAUAUCCAUUGUUUAUUAUAUGAAUAAAUAAAAGUGCAUUGAUAA